AGUGUUGAUAGAAGACAACCAGUUCAUUGCUCCCAUGGUUUCCAAUCAUAUGAGCUCAUGGACGAAACCAACAGCUAUUGGAUCCUUCAAUCCACACAUGGCAGAGUUUCCAAGAAAACGAAAAGGAAGUGAUUCAGAUCCAUCCCAAGAAGCUCACAGCCAAACCGAAAAGCGGAGGAGAGAUAAAAUGAAUAACCUGAUUGAAGAGCUGUCUGCAAUGAUCCCCCAGUGCAAGCCCAUGGCCCGGAAGCUGGACAAACUGACCGUUUUAAGAAUGGCCGUUCAGCACUUGAAGUCUUUAAAGGGUAUGACAAAUUCUUUUGCAGGAGAUAUUUAUCGACCUUCGUUUAUUCAGGAUAAUGAGCUCAGACACUUAAUCCUUAAGACUGCAGAAGGCUUCCUGUUUGUGGUUGGAUGUGAAAGAGGAAAAAUUCUCUUUGUUUCUAAGUCAGUCUCCAAAAUACUUAAUUAUGAUCAGGCUAGUUUGACUGGACAGAGCUUAUUUGACUUCUUGCAUCCAAAGGAUGUUGCCAAAGUAAAGGAACAACUGUCUUCUUCUGAUAUUUCGCCAAGAGAGAAGCUAAUAGAUGCCAAAACUGGUUUGCAAGUUCACAGUAAUUUCCGUACUGCGAGGACUCGUGUGUGCUCCGGCUCUAGACGAUCCUUUUUCUGUCGGAUAAAGAGUUGUAAAAUCUCUGUCAAAGAAGAGCCCGAGUGCUUGCCCAACCCAAAAAAGAAAGAUCCUAGAAAAUUCUGUACUGUCCACUGCACUGGUUACCUGAGAAGCUGGCCUACAGAUACUGUUGGGAUAGAAGAAAGGGACAGUAAGAAAGACAAUAAUUUCACCUGCCUCGUUGCCAUUGGGAGAUUACAUCCACAUAUUGUCCCACAGAACAGUGGAGAGGUUAAAGUGAAACCAACUGAAUUUAUAACCCGUUUUGCAAUGAAUGGAAAAAUUGUCUACGUGGACCAAAGAGCAACAGCAAUUUUAGGAUAUCUGCCUCAGGAACUUUUGGGAACUUCUUGUUAUGAAUACUUUCAUCAAGAUGACCAUAGUAAUUUGAGUAAGAAGCACAAAGCAGUUCUACAGAGUAAAGAGAAAAUAUUUACAGAUUCAUACAAAUUCAGAGCAAAAGAUGGCUCUUUUGUAACUUUAAAAAGCCAGUGGUUUAGUUUCACAAAUCCUUGGACCAAAGAACUGGAAUAUAUUGUGUCUGUCAACACUUUAGUUUUGGGACACAGUGAGACUGGAGAAGCGUCGUUACUUCCUUGCAGCUCUCGAUCAUUUGAAGAAUCCUGUAGGCAGCCUUGUGUCAGUGUGCCUGGACUGUGCACUGGGACAGUGCUCGGUGCUGGUAGUAUCGGGACAGAUAUUGCAAAUGAAGCCCUGGACUUGCAAAGGUUACAGUCUUCGGCAUCCCUUGGCGAUUCAAGUCCAACAGAUUUAAUGAAAGAUAUUCACACUGUAAACUGCAGGAAUGUAAGUACAAAUAUGUCAAAUAAGGAGUUGAUUCUGCUAAGUCCUGAGAUAGAGGAACUAGAAGCAACAAGGCAGAACCGCAGCACUGUGGCUCCCCACAGCCAUGAACCACUCCUGGGUGGUGGUGCCCAGCUGGAUUUUGAUGCCCUGUGUGACAAUGACGACACAGCCAUAGCUGCCUUCAUGAAUUACUUAGAAGCAGAGGGGGGCCUGGGAGACCCCGAGGACUUUAGCGACAUCCACUGGACACUUUAGCAUUUCAUUUUUCACUUCAAACAGGAGAAAUGCUUUCCAGGAUUUCCUUUACAAAAACUGUAUAUUCUUCUGUACUGUAUUGAUACUGUUUAUCUUAUGAAGGGUCUACCAAUUUUUAUAGAUUUGCACCUCCUUUCAUGGGGUCUGCGGAAAUGUGAUGUUUUCCUUUAAAUGGAACUGCUCAGAGUUUUCCACAGACCCCUUUACUCAGCGAACUGGCUUUAAACCCACUAGCUGCUAUUUUUUUUGCUAAAAUGUUUCUAACCAAGAGUAUCACAUACAUCUUGUUUGGGUUUUGUUUUUAUUUUUUUGAUGCAGUUUUUUUUUUUUAGUUAGGGAAAUUUAAUAUUGUUGGCUGUUUUCUUUGGUCUAAGAGUCAUUUAAUUGACUUAUAAUAGUAGAUUUGUGUAAUUUGGAACAUUUCCAUUUUUUGUAUAUUAAUUGAGGAUAGGGCUUAUGUAUUUUUUAAGAAAACGGUGAAUACUUAAACAUUUAAUGACAAUGCAAUUUAGAGUCCUGAUCACAAUGAAUACUGUGUGUGGUCUUUGUAGACUUGGGCAAGCCUGAAGCCAGGACAUUUAUGCCCAGUUGAGCACUUGGAGAUGGAUGUUAAAUGAGAUGAUUUUUAUUUAAAACUCAGAAAAAGAAAAGUUGAGAGACUUUCACCUUUGAUUACAGAAAAGGAAAGAUUUUGGGCCCUAGAUAUUGGUGAUUAAUUUUUGCAUAUUUAAUCUUAAUGUAACACUCAAGAUUUUCAUUACAGAUAGGACAGGUUUUUUAUGUUGAAAUGGUAUGUAUUAACUGAUUAUCUUAGAGGAAGAAACAGGCCCAGGCAGAUUAAAUGUUUUGUGUAAAGACACAAUUAAAUUCAUAUAUUUUUUAAGUGUU
Miniopterus natalensis is the source of this 2623-nucleotide messenger RNA. NCBI's taxonomy places the organism in Eukaryota, Metazoa, Chordata, Mammalia, Chiroptera, Miniopteridae. The record is from RefSeq and is a predicted model, not a curated record.